AUGACGAUUUCCUACAACCUGGAUGUCUCGUCAGUAACUACAUUUUCAUUUCUACGUCUACUUUUUCGAUGGCGUGGCUCCAUAUGGAAAUCGGUGAUCCACGAACUUUUUCUAUGGAUAAUGUGUUACUACGUUGUGUUCUUUACAUAUCGAUAUGCAAUGAACACGGAUCAAAUGCGAACUUUUGAGAAAAUUGCUGCACACUGCGACAAAAAACUGGACUAUAUCCCGCUUACGUUUAUGCUCGGUUUCUUCGUAACAAUUAUCGUUGAUCGAUGGCGAAACAUAUUCAACAACAUGGGCUGGAUUGAGAAUGCAGCACUAACGAUUGCGACACUCUUCCGCGGUGAUACCAAGGAAAUCAUACUCGCUCGUCGAACCAUAGUUAGAUACCUAGUGCUCUCUCAGGUUCUCGUAUUCCGUGAUAUAUCCUUGCGAGUAAGGAGACGAUUUCCUAAUACAGAAUCUCUAGUGACCGCAGGUAAAACCCGUUUUCUCCUUUUUCUCGUCAUUCAACCAUCCCCUUGGAUUAGUAGACAUGCUUGGUGUCGUGAAACAAAUGAAAGAACCUUUAAAAAUAACGAAACGAGAGGCUAG
This is a messenger RNA of Haemonchus placei, 597 nucleotides long. NCBI's taxonomy places the organism in Eukaryota, Metazoa, Nematoda, Chromadorea, Rhabditida, Trichostrongylidae. The record is from the annotation of a GenBank genome assembly.